Molecule: messenger RNA, 870 nt
Organism: Talaromyces rugulosus
Lineage: Eukaryota; Fungi; Ascomycota; Eurotiomycetes; Eurotiales; Trichocomaceae
Exons: 6
Coding region: 1-870 (289 amino acids)
Biological process (GO): fatty acid metabolic process
Molecular function (GO): oxidoreductase activity, acting on the CH-OH group of donors, NAD or NADP as acceptor; NAD+ binding
Source: RefSeq, a predicted model, not a curated record
AUGUCGACAACCAAGAAGACCGUCACCCUCUUGGGUGCGGGGACUCAGGGGGCGCGUUUGGCGUAUAUGUGGUCUCGGCAAGGAUACCCAGUCAGCCUCAUCGACAAAAGCUCAAAGCAACUGGAGCUUGCCGGUGAAAAGAUUGAAGCUCUACAAAAGGAGGGGGGCUUCUUGGGCUCCGCAGAGGGUCAAUGGAGCAAUGUCACUCGUGCUCUGAGCGAUGAACUUAAAUCUGCAAUCCUCAAAUCAUGGCUCGUGGUUGAGUGUGUCCCUGAGUCUUUGUCUCUGAAACGAGCUGUCGUCGAAGAGCUUGACCAACUGGCUGGCCCUGAAACAAUAAUCGCCUCUAAUUCAAGCAGCUAUACGAUUACAGAAAUUUUGGGCGGUCUGAAAACCAAGUACCCUGAUCGAUUCGUUAGUCUACACUCAUAUUGGCCACCGGAGACCUCGGCUAUUGAGAUCAUGGGCUCGGGCAACACAAGACCUGACAUCAUAUCUCUACUAAAAACAGAAACCAAGGCUCAUGGUUUCGAGCCCUUCCACGUCCGGAACUUAUCGACUGGCUAUAUUUACAAUAGAAUAUGGGCCGCAAUCAAGCGUGAGACCUUGUUUGCGCUAGAGGAAGGUGUUGCUACACCAGAGGAAAUUGAUGGGAUCUUUAAAGCCGUUCUCAAAACGCCCAAGGGACCAUGUGAACAAAUGGACGUUGUUGGCUUGGAUGUAGUGCUUGAUAUCGAAAAUCACUACGCAGAGGUUCGACCGGGUCUGCCUGAGGAACCUCGAACGUAUUUACAGAAGAUGGUAGCUCAGGGCAAGUUGGGUGUUAAGUCUGGCUCUGGGUUUUUCAAAUACGGGGAUGUGAAAGAGUGA